Dendrobium catenatum is the source of this 549-nucleotide messenger RNA. RefSeq names its product protein ACTIVITY OF BC1 COMPLEX KINASE 7, chloroplastic-like. Lineage: Eukaryota; Viridiplantae; Streptophyta; Magnoliopsida; Asparagales; Orchidaceae. The record is from RefSeq and is a predicted model, not a curated record. The transcript has 4 exons. The coding region runs from base 70 to 369 and encodes 99 amino acids.
AAGCAUAUGUAAUCAAUUCCAAUGCUUGCUUUUUUUCUGUAAUGACAGGCUAGGGAUUACGCAGUUUCAAUGCCAUAUAGAAUCCAGAAAGUGGAAGAGUUCGUGAAGCAACUUGAGUCGGGAGAUUUGAAACUUAGAGUCAGGGUGCUUGAGUCUGAAAGAGCUGCACGGAAGGCCACUAUACUUCAGAUGGCCACUAUUUACACGGCUUUGGGUGGAACUCUAUUCAAUGUUGGGGUCAACUUAAGUAGCCAAGGAAAUCAGACUAUAGCUAAUGGAGCUUUCAUUGGUGCUGGUGUUUUUUCCUUGCUGUUGACAAAAUCAUUGCAUAGAGUUAAGAAGCUUGAUAAAUUGGAGAAGAUGCUGUGAAGUUUCACUUCACCGUGGGGUGUCUUCUGGGUCUGGGUUCAUGUUCUCAUGAAGCAAGGAAUCAUAUUGACUCAAGCUGGUAAGUUUUUUCUACUGCAUUGAAUUAGGCAUGCUUUGCUCACCAUUAUUUAGAUCGUUCUAUUUAUAAAUUUAAUGUAUUAUGUUUAGUGCAAUCUUACU